Molecule: messenger RNA, 648 nt
Organism: Rotaria socialis
Lineage: Eukaryota; Metazoa; Rotifera; Eurotatoria; Philodinida; Philodinidae
Source: the annotation of a GenBank genome assembly
AUGGUGUUAUCGUCAAGUAAAAAGAUCACUAUUGCUGUUGAAGGAAAUAUUGGUUCAGGAAAAAGUACAGUACUAGAUCAUCUUAGUAAAUCAUCAUUAUGUGACAUCAUUGCGGAACCAAUUGAAAGUUGGACAAAUCUCAAAGGAGAUAAUCUUCUAGCAAUGGUUUAUAAUGAUCCUCAUCGAUGGGGUUUUGCAUUUCAAGCAAAUGCUCAAAUGACACUGGCAAAAUUACAUGCACAACCGUCAAAAUUCCCUGUAAAAAUCAUGGAACGAUCGAUCUAUAGUGCAAGAUAUUGUUUUGUUGAAAAUCUUUAUCAAAAUAAAAUUCUUCAGAAUGUUGAAUAUACAAUUUUAAAAGAUUGGUUUCAAUUGCUUACAUCGAAUGAUGCUUGUCAUCUUGAUCUAAUCAUUUAUCUUCGAGCAAACCCAGAAACAUGCCUUGAACGUAUUAAAUCUCGUAAUCGACCUGAAGAACAGUCAAUAACUCUUGAUUAUUUGCAACAAUUACAUGAACGUCAUGAAGAAUGGCUUUCAUCUGAAAUUCGUACAUUAACAACACCUGUACUUAUUGUUGAUGCUGAUCAAACAAAAGAUGAUGUUUAUGCUGCUACAAAUACUCAUGUGUUAAAUCUUGCUACUUGUUGA